UGAUUUGUUUGUAGCUUGUUGUUCUUUUGAUGAAAACGUCGCUUCCAACUUACGUCACGAUAAUAAUCAAAAGGAAUUAUAGAUAUUUUAAAAUUUAUUUGAAUCAUAAAAGUGUAUAACAAACAUAAACAGUCGCAUUCGAUAUACAGUAAGAGAGGCCCAAAAACUGUCCCAAUUGUACAAAACGAAAUGUAUUGCUCUUGUAAAGGUUGCGCUCAUUUUAGUUGUUUUUGUUUUGUAUCGAACAUUCAGAGCGAGAAUGUUUAAAUCGAGUGGAAAAUGAAAUAGAAACGAGUCAACCAAAUGGGUAAAUUUCAAACAUAAAAGAGUGGUUCUAAGCUCAAUCGAUUUUUAUAUGCGUGCCAAAAAAUACCAAAAAUAAACAUAACCGAUUUGAGUACUUGUAGCAUGUGUAUGCUUUUACCACACACUUGUUUUGGUUUUUGUCAUAAUAUAUUUUUUUGGCUAUAGUCUGAGUAUUUAUAAUUUGAAGUACAUUGUAACGAGUCUGACAUUCCAUUUUCUCGUUCUAAAUCACCAAUUAUCCAUGUAUGAUGUCGCGUUCGGGGAGGACGGUUAAGCUUCUGUAUAUGUUUGUGUAUAUGUGUGUGUGUGUGGGUUUGAUACUUUUAUGCGAAAUAAUUAAUACUGAUGUGGUAUUGAAUGUAAUGAACCAAGUGAAAAGUCAAUUGUUGCAAGACAUCGUUAAAAAUUAUCUACCUUAAUAGUAUUUUUAUAAUUAUCUACUAAUAAAUAUUGUUCAUUUUCUAUUUCGCAUUGUUAAUUAAUUACCAUACGAUGGUUGUGAAGCAAGAAUAAAAAUCAAACAAAGAAGAAGUUUUCCAACCGAAAGUCAACGUGAAAUUGAUAACAGUGUGCAGAAUAUGAAGAGUGUCUAUAAUAAUUCAUUGUAAUAAAGGAUGUUGUGUGUCCUUCAAUCGUACCAUCGAAUUCAAUAGUAGAACACUUCAAAAACACACACACACACAAACACAAAAAGCUCAUUUCGUUUAGCGAAAUGACUCGCGAUAAUAACGAAAUACCAGCCAUUUUUAAUCCGAAACGUGUACGAGCUCCUUCAGUAGUUGUUACAAAUGAUUCGCCAAAUGGUUCAUUUGCUGGCGGCGGAUUUACCAAUAUUCUUCAUUCAAGCAAUCCACAAAUCUCACGUUCCGAUUCGAUAAGUCAACCCAACGAGAGAAACACCGAUGGUAAUCAAAAUACAAACGCUACAACUACAAUGACAAUGACAAUGACAACAACUACCACAACGACGGCUGUUGCAGUAACGACGGCAGCCUCAGCAAAUAACAAUAAUACAACAACAGUCACCACCAGCAAUACGCCGUUGGCGAUUGGCAAUGAUGUGAAUUCGAGAAAAUUGGCAAAAUGUAAGGACUCCUGUUGUUCCGAACUCGCUCAAAAGAUGUAUUUUGGUGUAUGCGUGACAAUUUUGGUAACGGCAAGCUGGGUUGGUGCAACACAUUGUAUCAAAUUUUUGUAUGUGUAUCAAAAUUCAUCGCAAUAUUCGUCGGUCACAUCGCCAUCGGUGAUUUCAACACACGAUAAUUUUUUUUAUGGUGCUAACUUCGAAAAUGAUACAAACGAUAUAUUUCAAAUAUCGGCCACCAUACCGAAAAUGUCAUCGGUGACAACGAACAGCGGAAAACGUUAUACGGAAUCUGAAUUUAAUGCACCAUUUUUUGCAUCAUGGUUUUGCACGAAUUUUGUGCUAUUGUUUUAUCCAAUAUUCUUAGUUGGACGAUUGAUGACAAACAAUUGCAACGAAAGUCCUGGCGAAAUUUUUGGUAACAUAUUGCGGGGUUUUCGUGAUCGUGGUUUUACACUUGGACGAUUCUUCAAUCGUUGCAUUGUGUUUUGUUUAUUGUGGUUGAUCACAACCUAUUUAUACAUGUUAUCGCUACGACCAUUGUUAGCUACAGACGCGAUGUCGCUGUUUGCCACAAAUGUAGCCAGUGCGUAUCUAUUGUCAUGGGUUAUUCUGCACGAACAGUUUGUCGGUAUACGGAUUGUUGCUGUUAUUUUGUGUGAUACAGGUAUUGCGCUAUUGGCUUAUAUGGAUGGCAUAACUGGUAGCCCAACAUUGGGUGGCGUUGUUUUGGCCACAAUUUCUGGUGCUGCAUAUGCAGUGUUCAAAGUGAUGUUUCGGAAAGUUAUUGGCGAUCCGCCAGUGCCAAUGAUCGCAUUCGCGUUUACAAUAAUAGGUUUAAUCAAUUUAACACUAUGUUGGCCGAUACCAUUGGGUCUGUAUUUAAGCGGUACGGAAGUGAUGCCGAUGGAAAGUUUAUUCUGGAUUGAUUUGUUAAUUGCAAGCAUUUUAAUGUUGAUGUUCCAUAUUUUGACACAAUUCAGUGCAGCUGUUACCUAUAGCAUGUUUGUUACUCUGGGAUUAAUUACAAGUGUUCCAGUUUCAGCGGCGCUCGAUAUUGUUUUGUAUGGUGCAAAUUUUGCUGGCAUGAAAUUAGCCGGAGUGAUUUUAAUAGCAAUUGGAUUCUUUCUAGUUAUGUUUCCAAAUAAUUGGCCGGAUUAUAUAACUCGUUUGCUCAGAAAAACUGUUCGUGCAACUCUCCGUAAUCAGUGUUGUUGUGAAUUUGACGGUUUCUAUCAUUCGAAAUAUCAUUCUACUCGGCCACAGUGCGAGGCAUAAAAAUGUAUUCAAAGCCGACCAACGUUUUGUAGACGAAAUAUUGGUGUAGCAUCGCCGACGUUUAUACGAUAAUAUGUACAACGGAGAACAACGAAAAAUUCAAACAAGAUUUUGUUUUAAUGUUUAAAAACAUUUACGAAAAUCACUAUAGUCGGAAUGAAAUUGCAGUGGGCACAUAAAUUCCAAAUUUCAAAUUUCAACUGAGUUUGUGAUGGAACAAAUUAUACAUCUCUUUUUAUUAAAUAAAAAGCACACACAAAAUAGAUUCAACUGUUCCGCCCAAAAAAAAAAAAA
Molecule: messenger RNA, 2962 nt
Organism: Contarinia nasturtii (swede midge)
Lineage: Eukaryota; Metazoa; Arthropoda; Insecta; Diptera; Cecidomyiidae
Product: putative thiamine transporter SLC35F3
Exons: 13
Coding region: 1019-2668 (549 amino acids)
Source: RefSeq, a predicted model, not a curated record